This is a messenger RNA of Myodes glareolus (Bank vole), 1395 nucleotides long. The record is from RefSeq and is a predicted model, not a curated record. Lineage: Eukaryota; Metazoa; Chordata; Mammalia; Rodentia; Cricetidae.
GUGGGAUGGCCGCUGGAAACCCAGUCAGAGCAAUCCCAAAGUCCUUGGGAAUUUGUUUAUGUUUAGAAUAGCUGAGCUAUGUCUUCUUUGUGGCUUAGUCCAGCUGGUCAGGAGGCAACAGCCAGUUUCAGCCGGUCUGAGCUCUUGAGGGCUGCGAUUCCUUCCGGGUGAUACUUGGAAAUUGGCACCAUGGAGAUGAAGAGGAAGCCCUGCCCACCAUGGUCAGCACAGGCCCCACGAGGGCCCGGAAGCUGUUUAGUGAAAAAAUUAGCGGGGCCGAAGGAACGAAGCUGGAUGAGGAGUUCCUGGACAUGGAAAAGAAAGUAGAUAUUACAAAUAAGGCUGUUGCAGAAAUCCUGUCAAAAGCCACCGAAUAUCUGCAGCCCAAUCCAGCAUACAGAGCUAAGCUGGGAAUGCUGAACACUAUGUCGAAGCUCCGAGGGCAGGUGAAGACCACCGGCUACCCGCAGACGGAAGGCUUGUUGGGGGAUUGCAUGCUGAAGUAUGGCAAGGAGCUUGGAGAAGAAUCUGCUUUCGGCAACGCGUUGGUAGAAGUUGGUGAAUCCAUGAAACUCAUGGCUGAGGUGAAAGAUUCUCUGGAUAUUAAUGUGAAGCAAACGUUUAUUGACCCCCUGCAGCUACUGCAAGAAAAAGACUUAAAAGAGAUUGGGCACCACCUGAGGAAACUGGAAGGCCGCCGCCUGGAUUAUGAUUAUAAAAAGAGGCGAGUAGGUAAGAUACCCGAGGAAGAAAUCAGACAAGCGAUAGAAAAGUUUGAAGAGUCAAAGGAGCUGGCCGAGAGAAGCAUGUUUAAUUUUUUAGAGAAUGAUGUAGAGCAAGUCAGCCAGCUGGCCGUGUUUGUAGAGGCAGCGUUAGACUAUCACAGGCAGUCCACAGAGAUCCUCCAGGAGCUGCAGAACAAGCUAGAGUAUCGUAUAGCGUUUGCCUCCAAACUCCCCAGGCGAGAUUACGUGCCAAAGCCUGUGAACACAAGCCCCAGUGACAUCAAUGGAGUCCCCACCAGCACUUCCUCAAAGAUAUCAGGUACUCACAUUCCCGAGGACCAACCCUGCUGUCGCGGUCUCUAUGACUUUGAGCCAGAAAACCAAGGAGAAUUAGGAUUUAAAGAAGGGGACGUCAUUACACUAACCAAUCAGAUAGAUGAAAACUGGUACGAAGGAAUGCUGCGUGGGGAAUCCGGCUUCUUCCCCAUAAAUUAUGUGGAAGUCAUUGUGCCUUUACCUCGGUAAAAUGUGUCUGUUGGACCUGAUUUCGUAACUGAAAUGAAUUUGCACCCGUGUUUCUUCAGUGUGUUCUGUGACACCCUCCCUCUCUGGCCCACUUAGUCACUUUUGUAUGUGUGUUUUCUUUAAAAUGUAUUUUGUAUCAAUUUAA